Messenger RNA from Octopus bimaculoides (California two-spot octopus), 2199 nucleotides. Its product is annotated as zinc finger protein 239. The record is from RefSeq and is a predicted model, not a curated record. NCBI's taxonomy places the organism in Eukaryota, Metazoa, Mollusca, Cephalopoda, Octopoda, Octopodidae.
CUGGUACAUGAAUAGCUGUCGAUGGAAGUUGUCAUUUCCAUUGACCUCGUCGAGUCCAACCUUUGAACUUAUAAGGUCAUCCCACUUUAUACUCCCGCUGCAACGAUAGAAUAUUCGAUAAAAUUAGUAUCAAAGAAUCAAUAUCUAUCAAGUUUUAAAGACUGAAAGAAGAAAUAUCUUGUUUAUAUAAAUUUUUGGUGGAAUUACUGUGAAAUGAUUUUUCUGAACUCAAAUUGAUAGCUUCAUCGUCUGAAAUAGCUGCAACAUGAUUUUUACGUUUUAAUUAAGCUUGGACAAAUUUACCAAAAAUAAAUUUCAUCAUUUUUAGAUAUUGAUAAAACAAGGGCCAGUCGGUGGAAAUAUUUGUCAGGGAUACAAAGCUAAAAUACAAAGAUGAAUAUAAACAUUUGUAUAUUGUGAUGAGAGAAGAAAAAAUUAUGGAAAAUGAAUUGUGCCAGAACAAUGUUAAAUAUAAAAUACUGUGCAAAAGGAUUGGUAUUUUUGAUGAUACAGAGGAAGGAAAAGAGAAGCUAUAUCACUGCGAUAUCUGUAGUAAAUCUUUCUUACAUAAAAGUAAUCUCAGUUCUCACAGACGUACACAUACAGGAGAGAAACCAUAUCACUGUGACAUCUGUGGUAAUUCAUUCUCUGCAAAAAGCUCAUUAACUACUCACAGACGCAUCCAUACGGGAGAGAAACCAUAUCACUGCGAUAUCUGUAAUAAAUCAUUUUCUCAUAGAAAUACUAUGACUAGACAUUUAUACGUUCAUACAGGAGAGAAACCAUAUCACUGUGAUAUCUGUGGUAAUUCAUUCUCUGCAAAAAGCUCAUUAACUAUUCACAGACGCAUCCAUACAGGAGAGAAACCAUACCACUGUGAUAUCUGCGGUAAAUCGUUCUCUGUAAUUAACCACUUGACUAUUCACAUGCGUAUUCAUACAGGAGAGAAGCCAUAUCACUGUGAUAUCUGUGGUAAAUCGUUCUCCCAAAACGGCGAGGUCACUAUUCACAAACGCAUUCAUACAGGGGAGAAGCCAUAUCACUGUGAUAUCUGCGGGAGAUUGUUCUCUCAAAAUGGGGAGGUUACUACUCACAAGCGUACUCAUACGGGAGAAAAACCAUAUCAUUGUGAUAUCUGUAGUAAAUCGUUUUCUCAUGGGAAUACAUUAGCUGCUCACAAACGCAUCCAUACAGGAGAGAAACCGUACCAGUGUGAUAUCUGUGGCAAAUCGUUUUCCCAUCAAAACACAUUAACUAAACACGAUCGAAUACACACAGGAGAGAAACCUUAUCACUGUGACAUUUGUGGAAAAUCGUUCUCUGAGGGAGGUGUCUUAACUAAACAUAAACGUAUUCAUACAGGAAAGAAGCUAGACACCUCUGGUCAGUCAGUCGUCAGAAAAAGGCUUGCAUAACUAGACAUAUGUAUUCAUACAAAAGAGAACUAAAUCAUCAGCAUUGUUUAACAUCCGUCUUCCAUGCAUUAAUUAAAGAAGUUAAUUACUGCUCAGUGCAUUACAUCUGAGCCAACCUUACAGACCCGAUAAUAAUAUUACAAUAAACUGUAUUAGGAUAAUAGUAAUACUAAUAUGUUAAGCACAUUUGUGUACAGGCCUCUGUUGCAGUGACUGUCAGCAAAGACAAAUUCUUCUUGUAGACAACAUGUGUGAAACGCUCCCUAAGAUAAUUAAUGUGCAUACAUGCUUAAAUUCACAUAGGGGUAGGUGUGGGUGCCUUGUGUGUUAUAUAUCUGUAUGAGCGCUAUAAGUGUGUGUGUGUGUAUGUAUAUAUGCAUGUAUAUAUAUAUAUAUAUAUAUCUAUAUAUAUAUAUAAGUUACCUCAUCAUUUCGUUUUUGUCUUGCUAUUAUAUGUUUUAUUAUGAACUCCCUGAAGAGAAAUAUAUGAGGAAUCCCAGCAGCUCUUACUUUUUUGUGAAGGAGCUCUCAUUUAUUUUGAAACAUGUGUAGGAAUUAAAGGAACUUUUAUUUAUAUGCGUUUUGCUCCAUUUAUUAUCAUUAUUAUAUAUAUAUGGGAUCUACUGACUACUUGAAACGUUAUUUUGACUCUCAUAAGAACCCACCACAAAAACCAACAUCUAAUUGGAUUUGAAGAAAACUUAAUGACUAGCAUUAAAAAAUGUAAAAUUCAAACGCCAUCUUCUACAUUAUAAUGAACAUUUAUGAAAAUUAAAUUAAUUAA